Hippocampus comes (tiger tail seahorse) is the source of this 691-nucleotide messenger RNA. It is a transcript of the gene mrpl1, whose product is annotated as mitochondrial ribosomal protein L1. Lineage: Eukaryota; Metazoa; Chordata; Actinopteri; Syngnathiformes; Syngnathidae. The transcript has 6 exons. The coding region runs from base 86 to 622 and encodes 178 amino acids. The record is from RefSeq and is a predicted model, not a curated record.
UCCCGGACGGAACAAUCUCGCGUGACCAUGUUUCACCCGGACUUGUUCCGGUUUUCGCCAAGAUGGCGACUUACGCGCGAACCGUAUGGAAAGGACGUUGAAAAAGGGGAAGAAGGCAGAGGCGGCUGCGCCCGAGGUGAAGAAAGAAAAGAGGGUGGUGAAUGACACGAACCGACACAAGCCCUUCGGGAAGACGGCGUGGGCGCCCCCACCUCCACAGAUAUUAGAUGACGAGGUCGAGGCCGACUAUUACGUCGCUGUGCCAGAAAUGCUGCAGAAACUGACGCCGCUGAAAAACAAACUACGGAAGAAGUUUCCGAAGAGCAAGAGGGGCUCAAUCGGCAUCAAUAUCCCCAAAAUGCUGUCGCUGUUCCGCACGGGCCACGAGUACGGGGUGGAGAGCGAGUGCUACGUACGGACGCAGGUGGCCACGUUGGACUUUCCCACUCAACACAUCUUGGCCAACCUGGAAAUCAUCCUGACCGACGUGCGCUCGCAUCGGCCCGCCGACAUGGGGCCUUUGAUCGAGCGCGCCAUCCUGUCCAGUCGCACCAGUGAAGCUCUGUGGUUCAACAGUGAAAGCGUUUUACCGCAAACAGCCGAAGACAACCAACAGCAAUAACAGCCUCCCAUGUAUAUCUUGUGCUCAUCGUUAUUUUUAUUAUUAUAAACAAUAAAUGUGAUCAUGCCA